Molecule: messenger RNA, 996 nt
Organism: Penicillium roqueforti
Lineage: Eukaryota; Fungi; Ascomycota; Eurotiomycetes; Eurotiales; Aspergillaceae
Exons: 2
Coding region: 1-996 (331 amino acids)
Biological process (GO): meiotic sister chromatid cohesion, centromeric; mitotic spindle assembly checkpoint signaling
Molecular function (GO): protein kinase activity
Source: RefSeq, a predicted model, not a curated record
AUGGCAGCCUCUGAUGAUUUGGUCGAUUUCGAUAUCAUCGAAGCACAAAAGGAAAACGUCCAAUCACUCCCCGGUGGCCGAUCAGCCAGAGAACUCGCCCGGAUAUUUUCAGCCGGCAGCAAUGGUGACAAGAUCCCCUCGCCAUCGCCGAAUGGCACCAGGACCAUCAAUGAUGCCAUGCGCCAAGAAUUCGAAAGUGAAUUGCAGUCGAUAGGAGAAUCGGACGAUCCGCUCGAUGUUUAUGACCGUUAUGUCAAAUGGACUCUGAACGCGUAUCCGUCCGCACAAGCGACCACCGAAUCCGGUCUUCUCCCCCUAUUGGAACGGGCAACGAAGUCGUUCCUCUCAUCAUCACACUACAGAAACGACCCUCGGUAUCUACGAUUAUGGCUUCAUUAUGUUCGACUCUUCUCCGAUGCCCCGCGCGAAACAUUUGCCUUCCUUGCACGUCAUCAAAUUGGUGAAAGUCUGGCUCUUUUCUAUGAGGAAUUUGCCGGGUGGCUGGAGGGUGCUGGUCGGUGGUCACAAGCCGAUGAAGUGUACAAGCUCGGCAUGGACCGUGAGGCGCGACCAGUUGAGAGAUUGGCACGCAAGUACAGCGAGUUUCAAUUCCGAUACGACCAACGCCAACAAGAUACCGGGCCCUCGUCGCCUGCUUUGCCGACUGUCCGUCCCGCGCUGGCCGCCAAGAUGAACCCGUUCGCGCCAUCAGAUGCCCCUGCUGGUCCACAAGCUUCACGGCCCUCGCCUCAGACGGGCGGUACCGCGAAAACCAAGUCCGGAAAGCCUAAGAUGGCUAUUUUCUCGGACGCUGACUCUGCUGCGCCCGGUCCCGCAACUGGUGGGUCGACAAAGGGAUGGGAUAGCAUUGGAUCGAUUCGGGACCGCAAGAAGGAGAACGAAGUGGAGCCAAAGCCAUGGACAGGAGAAACACUGAAGGUUGGGAAGAAAGCAGCGCCAACACAAAAGAUGGCCAUCUUCAGGGACGAGGACUAA